AUGGACGGCACGACAAGCGCCCUACGGGGAAGCGGGCACAGGCCCGUCUCAAGUUCGUGGGCAGACAUGCUGGUCCCCCAGAAGUCCGCGACGAUUCCGCGCGCCUGGUGCCGUGUCCCUGUCGCCGCCGGCCCUGCAACUCUUCGCAAGGGCGCCACCAUCAUGAAGCGUGUUGGACGGUCCGCGGACAUGCGUGUGGUAAGGCAGCAGCAGGCGAUGGCGGCCCAGGGCGCUGCGCAGGCCGAGGUCGUCGAAGAAGUUCAGGAGGCGCAGCGGGCGAGCCGGCGUCGCCUCAACUCGUUCAUGCAACCGGCAGAGAACGCCAUGUUGGAGCUGGUCGGAGAGCCUCUCUCGAGAGCAGAGAUGGCGAGCGCUAUCAUGCGCGCCAAGGUGGACGUCGCAAAUUGCUUCCUGCACGAAGAGUACGCCGACUUGUCAGAUCAGAGAAGCCUCGCCAAGAAGAGCACAUAUUCCAAGAGGGUCGUCCCCCUGAAGCGACGUUUCGUCGAUUAUUCUUCCAUCAACUUCGAAUACGCCAGCGGUGGAAAUGGCGGCGCCAUCUACAGCGAGCUUCACCCCAUACUUUCCAAGGCUGUCCAGACAGGCGUCAAGGAAAUCGACGUCAACAUGGCAUCCAUCACAGAGGCCGGAGUCCACCUGCGAUCCAUUCGUCGCAACCCUCGAAUUCCCCUCGCCGCCAGCGGCAUCCCCGAUCUGUCAGACAUUGCCGACGCCAACGAGCCAAGCAUCCUCACCUUGGAACCCGGCGAAUCCAUGGUAUCAGAUGCCAAGUCUCCCACGAAGCGCCAGCCUACCCAGUCUCCUAGCCCUCCCAAGAACAAGAGCUUCCGCAAGAGACUCAGCGACACGAUUGUUCGGCUGUUGCCCGUUUCUUCCUCUCGCGCCGAGCCCUCUCCCUCUCCCAUCAAGCCGCCUUCUCCCCCGCCGCCCAGGAAAGACGGUUCUCCCCGCCAGAGGACGCCCUCUAUUACCAUUCCCAAGAGCCCCAGCGCGGCCAGAUCCUCUUCGCCUGUGUCGGCAAACUCUACCCCUGGCAUCAUUCGCUGGACUAAGUCUCCCAAGGAGUCACCUUUCUCCCGCUGGCGACCGAAGCGCAAGUCAGAGCCAAUCCCUACUCUCGCGGCACCCUCUUCUCCUUCUCGCGACGAGCCCGACUCUUCUUUCUCCGACAUUACUAUGGGCGACAGCUCUAUCUUGGAAGGAUCUCCUGCACACCUGUCUCGUCCCAAGGCCCCUACUCCUUCUAAGUGGAGUGGUCUGAGGCCUUCGACUCCUAGCCGAGCGUCCCCUCCCGCCGCUGUUACUGCGUCUAGUAAUGACAGAGCCUCUUUGGAAUUGGUCAAGUCGCUGCCAGAAUGGAUGCAGCAUAGCCAGUCACCCUCCACGGUCCGACAAUACGAUCCUGCCCACAUUGAUUUCAGACCCUCCUCUCCCUCCUUUAGCGGUUCUGUGCCGUGGGUUAACAGCCCGGCCGACGCAAUCGAGAAUGGGCGCACCAGUAUUGUCAGGCGACGCAAGAGUGAGCCACUGUUCAGAAACAUGCUCAAAUCUCAGAAUGCGCGCCGAAAGUCAUUUUCACCUCAGAAGUCGCUCAGAGGCCAAGAAACGAGUGGAAUCCUGCCCACUGUCAAAGAGCCCGCCUCCCGCAGUCGAGACUUCCCCUCCCAGAUUUCCGGGCAUUCUCAAGCUUCUGUAUACUUCAGUGCUUCGUCUGCUCAGUGUAACCCUCUCGACCCCGAACAUGCCGAAGACAUGGACCUCAGCGACCUCUCCCGUCAGUACAAGAGGAAGAUGCGAGAGACCUGCACACGGCUGGCUGCUCCCCAGAGCGAAGAUAACAUCUUUGUCGAGGAUAUGCACCGCCCUGACAGCAUCUUUGGCGUUCCGACCAUUGAGACUCCCACCGCUGGCGCAGUCGAGCAGCUUUCCAGCUUGGCACAGAACGCAUGCCACGGCAACGCCGGCGUCAUGGUUGUCGAGUCUGAUGGGCGCCUCUGGGUUCGGUUUAAGCUGCCGCCCAGAUAUACCCACUUGUUUCCCAAGAACCAGUUGGACGGGCCGUCAUCAUCUGAGAAGUCUCCGUCGGCACCCGAUGCUCCUGUUUUCCGCUUCGUCAAAGAGUUCCCGCGUGAUGAGGAAUCUGAUGUCCAAGCCAACGACGAAACACUUAUUGUGUCCGACUUCAACGUGUCCUCUGCUCAGCCAAUCUCGUCGCCGCCGCUACCUGACAACGACGAGAACGUGGAUCCUCGUGCCCAAGCCAACGACGAGACUCUUAUUGUUUCCGACUUCGACGCUUCCUCCGUCAGGCCAACUUCAUCGUCGCCGUCUCGUGAAGACUCCUCUGCCCGCGCCAAUGACGAGACCCUGAUCGUCUCCGAUUUCGACGUCUCUUCCGCCGGGCCCUCCGAUGGCAGCACCACCGUUCCUGGCUACACGGAGCCGACUCCGGCAAAGGCUGCCAAGUCUGUCCCUGGUUCGGACAGUUCCUCCUCUCUCUCCGAGCUGGAGCGAACGCCCGACUUGGACAAGGCCGCCGAGUCAAGCAUCGCCAGCAUGGUCGCUGCCGUCCACUCCGCCGCCGCACCUACUCUCAGCUCCUCGUUCACGCCUGUGAACCAGACCAGUGCUCACGCGAGUUCGAUAGACAGCUCGAACCGUGGCACCGAGUCCGAGGCCAAGGUCCGCAACCACGACUCUCCGGAGCGUGAUUACCUGCGGGACUUUAUCAGACGUUCGCGGCCCCGAGCCCGACGUCAGUCCACUGAGAGCGGCUCCCCUAUCGCACCGGCGCAGCGUCUUCCUCUUGGAGCUAGAAGCCCUAACAUGGAGACUCAGCAAAAAGAGAAGCGCAAGUUCGACAGCAGCGAAGGAGAAGAGAACGAGUUCCAGAGCACUGCUGAGCCUCCCACCAAGAGAGUUCGCAGCGCUCCUCGAUCCUCUCCGCGAAAGUCGACUGUUCCGGCCAACAGCCAGUCCGACGAUGAGGAUCCUCUCGCGAAGGACACGGCCGCGGCACAAGCGAAGACGGUCGAGAACGCGGACGCGCCGGCAAACGCCGUCGAGCCUCAAGAGGCUCCAGCCGCUGCCGCCGCCGUAUCUCGCCGAUCGACCCGCUUGAGGAACAGGCCAAGCGCGAUCCCCAAGUCCUCGAUCCCGGCCCCCGUCAAGGUGGGCCGUGGACGUCCCCCUACAGGCGCAACGCUGGGUUCGGUGCGCACCGAGCAGCAGGACUUGGUCCACCAAACCCGCGCCAAUACUCGCCGCAACAAGGGGAACGCGGAGUACCCUGCCCAGUUUCUGGCCAGGCGAUCCGAAGAGGACGAGGGAGGGGACGGAGAGCUGGCGGCUGGCCAGCAGGAUGAAGCCGAGGCUUCCACAGCACGGCGCGGUAAGAGCGUCGUCUGGAAGGAGCCUCUGGCGGACUUCCAGGAGGAGGAGAAGCCCAAGAGGGGGCGGGGAGCGGCGGUUGCGGCGAGAGCCCAGCCGGCCAGCAACCGGGUGUCAAAGCCCGGGCCCAAACCCUCGGCGGCGAACCAGAGGCAGCGGUCGACGAGACUGGCUGCGGGCCUGGGCAUGGCCGGGAACGGGACGCCGGCCCCGAAGCGCGCGACCCGCGCGUCGACACGGAGUCGGAAGUGA
Molecule: messenger RNA, 3663 nt
Organism: Trichoderma citrinoviride
Lineage: Eukaryota; Fungi; Ascomycota; Sordariomycetes; Hypocreales; Hypocreaceae
Exons: 3
Coding region: 1-3663 (1220 amino acids)
Source: RefSeq, a predicted model, not a curated record